UCUCUCCUACUCUUCGGCGAAGAUGCAAACCAGGAAGUGGAACCAAAAAUACCAUGGCUGUAUGAGCAAAAUUCAUCAGCAGUGAAAGUUGUGAAGUUCAGUCUUCAGUUUGCGUCACAGCAGACCGCCUGUCAUCACACGGAUGGGACUUUUGUUCAGAAGAUGUGAAAAGUGCAUGGGAUAAAGAGAAAUAAAUACUCCUGAUGGCGAUUUAAUACAUUAGCAGACCUAGCCUAAUGUGUAGUCAUACAUCCUUUCCUCGGAGGGAUUAAUGUUACAGCGCUCGCUUCUUUUGUUUCGUCAAAUCUUCGAAAACUAUCCAAGAUUAAGACUGAAAGUGAUUUAUUUCCCACUUGACCCUCUUAAAAUGAAUACACCCGGGCUGAACAACAUUGAGAUGUUUAGAUUUACUUUGGGAGACAAACGUAACCAGCUCGCCGUGUAAAUAAAAGGCUGCGUAAUCCAUUGCACGCGUAAUAUUGUAACGUUACGCGUUGCACAAUUGAACAAGAUUAAUUCGAUUAUGGCAAUCUGAUGAUUGUUAUAACCGCACUGAUUAAAUGAACGAAACUAUAAAAUGCUAUACCUGGACGGGACUUAGAAAACUACAUACCGGAAGUACUAAGGUGUUGUCAAUGUGUGUAGUUUGACUACUUGACUUGGCUGUGUUCUUCUCUCUUGUAGCUGUCCGCUAGUUCAUACUCAUUCUUAACUAAAUGAUUAUGGAGCUGGUGCAGUGUUCCUACAGCACUCGCGCCGUGUCUCUCCGUUUCAGCGCAGCUUUUACUCCCCUCGGAGUCUGCAAGUAUCCGGACAGGAGGUUCAGCGGCAUGCCGUCUGAUGUGGAGUACAGCCCGGUGGGAGAGGGUCUGGGGAUGCGGGACUUCUGGCUGUAUGUGUGGCUGCGAAGGGCGGCGGUGAUAGCCGCUCAUGUCACCGGCCUGGGCCUGACCCUCAUCAUCUCCCUGCUCUCCAGACCCGGAACUAGUCUGUUCUCUUGGCAUCCAGUGUGUAUGUCGGUUGCAUACUGCCUGUGUAUGACUGAAGGCAUCCUUCUCUUCUCAGCUGAAGUAUCCCCCUUUUGCUUCGUAUCUCGGAAAGGUAAAAUCCGUCUCCACUGGUUCUGUCAGGCUCUGGUCCUGAUAGCUGCUGCCACUGGGCUGGGCUUCAUGGUGGCCAGUAAGAACGUGUCGGAGCUCCCCCACCUGGUCACCUGGCACAGUUUGCUGGGCAUUUGCACCUUGGCUGCCACCGCGCUCCAAGCAGCUUGCGGUGUCUGCGUGAUCUUUCCUAAGCUGCUGCGUCUGUCAUCCUCUCCUCUGAGGCUGAAGCUUUACCACGCCACCUGCGGCCUGGUGGUCUACCUGCUGGCCACAGUGACCGUAGUGUCGGCCAUGUUUUCAGACUGGUUCCAGGCCACGGUGAAGGGGCUGACCUGGUGGGCCUUCCUCCUUCUGCCCCUCUUCCCAGCCCUGGUGGUGAUGAACCAGAUCACUAAUGCAUACCUGCCCCGCAAGAAGAUCACCAGCUAGGAUGCACAGACACAAGUACAAGGCAGAUUCGCUUCAUUCCCUCUGUGGCCAAAUUGUACUCAGAGGCCCAGAGAAUCAGAUGGAAGCAAGAACCCUCCACUAAAGCAGCCUUUGAAGGUAAAAUAAGUAAAGCAACAGCUUGACAUACUGUUUCUGUCGGUCUAACACUGCAGGUAUCUGACGAGAAGCUCUGAAGCCUGGACUGUAGUUUUAGCAGUGAAAAAGACAGUGCAUACUGUAGAUAUGUUUGUGGAGGGAUGUGCUGUUUUUACAAGGACACAGCUUCAGAGAUGAAGGUGAUAUGGAUGAUUAUAUACCAGUCUGGAAAUGUAAUUUAUUUGUUCUUUUAUCAUAUUUUUGUGUUAUGUCUAUCUUGGCUGCUUACAUGAGCUACAUUUUAAAGCAUUUUAUUAUUUAAA
Molecule: messenger RNA, 1951 nt
Organism: Cottoperca gobio
Lineage: Eukaryota; Metazoa; Chordata; Actinopteri; Perciformes; Bovichtidae
Gene: cyb561d1
Product: cytochrome b561 family, member D1
Exons: 3
Coding region: 717-1532 (271 amino acids)
Molecular function (GO): transmembrane monodehydroascorbate reductase activity
Source: RefSeq, a predicted model, not a curated record